AUGUCUUUGUCCUCUAACUACUACUGUAACUUGCUCAAAAUCUGCUGCCAAGCAGGAAACCAUGCACAAGCAAAGAAGCUUCACUGUCACAUUAUCAAAACCCUUACAAGUCCUGAAACCUUUCUUCUCAAUAAUAUCAUCACGACGUACGGGAGAUUAGGCAACUUAAGGUAUGCUCGUCAUGUGUUCGAUCAAAUGCCUCACCCAACCCUUUUCUCAUGGAACGCAAUUCUCUCCGUCUAUUCUAAAUCGGGUUAUCUUUCUGAUAUGCAAGAGAUCUUCGAUCGCAUGCCGAGGCGAGAUGGGGUGUCUUGGAAUUCAUUUAUUUCGGGGCAUGCGUCCUGUGGUUUGCUUGCUGAGGCUGUCAAAUUUUAUAGCUUGAUGUUAACGGACGGAACCGCCAAUUUGAACCGGAUAACGUUUUCCACGAUGUUUGUCCUUUGUUCGAGCCAGCGGUGCGUGAACUUGGGUCGACAGCUUCAUGGGCAUAUAGUGAAAUUUGGGUUCGAGUCGUAUGUGUUUGUUGGUAGUCCUUUGGUUGACAUGUACUCAAAAGCAGGGUUGAUUCUUGACGCAAAACGUGUUUUCAAUUCUAUGCCGGAGAGGAAUGUGGUUAUGUAUAAUACAUUGAUCACCGGGCUUUUACGGUGUGGAUUGAUUGAAGAUUCUGAAUGUUUGUUCAGUAAAAUGCCUGAAAAAGAUUCGAUUUCAUGGACCACAAUGAUUACAGGACUUACCCAAAAUGGUUCAGGCAGCAAAGCUCUUGAUAAGUUUAGAGAAAUGAUAUUAGAAGGCUUAAGUAUGGAUCAAUAUACAUUUGGUAGUGUAUUGACCGCAUGCGGUGGCCUAUUUGCCUUGGAAGAGGGCAAGCAAGUUCAUGCCUAUAUCAUUAGGACUGAGCUUAUAGAUAACAUCUUCGUUGGUAGUGCUCUUGUUGACAUGUAUUGCAAAUGUAGAAGCAUAAAAGCUGCAGAAGGAGUUUUCAAGAGAAUGAGCUGCAAGAAUGUGGUAUCGUGGACUGCAAUGCUUGUGGGUUAUGGCCAGAAUGGGUACAGUGAAGAAGCUGUUAGAGUUUUUUGUGACAUGCAGAGAAAAGGGGUUGAACCAGAUGAUUUUACCCUGGGAAGUGUAAUUAGCUCAUGUGCAAACCUAGCAAGCUUAGAAGAAGGUGCCCAGUUCCAUGGUCAAGCUCUAGCUUCAGGCUUGAUUUCUUUCAUUACAGUUUCAAAUGCACUUGUCACCUUAUAUGGUAAAUGUGGAAGCAUCGAAGACUCCCAUCGGCUGUUCAAUGAGAUGAACAUCAGGGAUGAGGAUGCUGGCCCAUGGUUGAAACCCGAUGGAGUUACUUUCAUAGGGGUUCUUUCAGCUUGCAGCAGAGCAGGACUCGUGGAUAAAGGACAUCAGUAUUUUGAAUCCAUGGUAAAAGAACAUGGAAUUACACCAAUUAUGGAUCACUACACUUGCAUCAUUGACCUUCUCAGCCGAGCUGGAAGGUUAGAAGAAACAAAAAGAUUCAUAAAUGAGAUGCCUUUCCAUCCCGAUGCAAUUGGUUGGGCCACUUUGCUGAGCUCAUGUAGACUUCAUCGUAAUAUCGAAAUUGGUAAAUGGGCAGCUGAAUCUCUUCUAGAGUUAGAGCCCCAGAAUCCUGCUAGCUAUAUCUUGCUCUCAAGCAUCUAUGCUGCUAAAGGGAAAUGGAAUGAGGUGGCCAAUUUAAGGAGAGGAAUGAGGGAUAAGGGGAUAUAUGCCAAGCUGGAGAAACUAAAUUGCAAAAUGAUAGAAGAGGGGUAUGAGCCAGAUAUGAGUUCUGUUCUUCAUGAUGUUGAGGAAUCAGAAAAGAAGAAGAUGCUUAAUUACCACAGCGAGAAGCUGGCAAUUGCGUUUGGAUUGAUAUUUCUUCCUGCUGGUGUUCCUAUACGAGUAGUUAAAAACCUUAGAGUAUGUGGGGAUUGCCACAAUGCCACUAAAUACAUUUCUAAGAUCACCAAGAGAGAGAUACUUGUAAGAGAUGCUGUCCGGUACCAUUAUUUAAAGACGGAACUUGUUCAUGUGGAGAUUUCUGGUGAUGAGAUUGUCAGUGUCAAAAGCUGUUGGAGAGGAUUGUAA
Molecule: messenger RNA, 2103 nt
Organism: Prunus armeniaca (apricot)
Lineage: Eukaryota; Viridiplantae; Streptophyta; Magnoliopsida; Rosales; Rosaceae
Source: the annotation of a GenBank genome assembly